AUGUUAAGAAUUUUACUUUUUGGAAUAAUAUUAGAUAUUAUACUAGGUUCUAAGAUAUUUUAUUAUCAUGAUCCUAGUAAUGAUAUUAGUAAGCCAAGAACUCAUGCAAAAAUCUCAGAAUCUAGUAUAUAUAAUGGUGAUUGUAGACACAAUUAUUGAUUUCUAUUUUGAGUUCAAUUAAGACUAAAAAGAAGUAACAAUGAUGAUUGAGAUCGAUAAGAUUAGUUACUUUUCAUUAGGGUUAGGAUAAUCUAUGAGUGAUGCAGAUCUUUGGGUAUUUGAGAUAGAUUAAAAUGCAAUUAUUGGAACUGAUUCACAUUCUACAAAACAUUAGGUUCCACCAACAGAUGUUUCAUAAGGUGGUACAAAUGAUAUAGAAAUUUUGGGUUAUUAUUAUAAUUAGAAUGGUAAAAGUGGAGUGAAAUUUAAAAGGAAAUCAAUUACAGGUAUUAUUAAAUAAUCUAUAAUGUAGGGGACAAAUAUGAUAAGGAUUUAAUCUAAGAAAAAGGUGUUGAUUUUAUAUGGGCACAUGGUAAAAAUGAUUAGAGUUUGAUGGUUUCAAAUCAUGGUAAGGGUAAUAAUGGAUGGGUGAAAAUUGAUAUGAUUGAUAAAGGAGGAGACAUAGAUGUUGAAAUAGAAGAUGAAAAUAAAUAUUAUCUAUUACAUAAAUGGACUAACUUUAUUUGUUGGGGUAUGGCAAGUGAUUUAGCAAUAAUAAUUGGAAGAUAUUUUAAGACUUGGGGAUAUAGAACAUAUAUGCAUGGAAUUCUAUUUAUUUUAAUAAUAUCAAGUUCCUUAACAACAGCAAUCUUUAUGUUGAAUACUAAUUGGGAGAUAUUGGAAUGGAAACAUUAUAAAGAGGAGUCAGUAAAGAAUAAAUUCCAUAUAGUAUUAUUUAUGAUCUUAGCUAUUUGCAUGAUAUUUCAAUGUAUAGGUGGUAUAAUGUAUAAUAUAAUGCUUAUUUCUUAUAAGAAGAAUUAAAAGGUAUCUGUGAAACCAUCUUAUCAUGCAAUUUUUGGAACUCUUGUCUAUGUAUUUGGUAAGAUCUAAAUAAUUGCUGGAUUAUUCAUGGAUAAUGAUAUUAGAUUUAUUUUAAUUCUAGGAGCAGUAUUAACUAUUCGUUUCAUAUUGGAAGUACUCUAUUAAAGAGGAUCAUUAAUGGUUAUGACAAAUAAUAAUUCUAGUAGUUCUUACUUCAAAAAAUAUAAAGUUCUUCCUGAUUAAGAAACUUUGCUUUAAAAAAUAAAUUAUAGUGAAUGUGAAGAGAAUAAAAUAAAUUAAUUAUGGUGUAUUUAUCAUAAUCAAAUUAUUGAUUUAUCAUAAAUGAAUCAUCCUGGUGGCAAUUAUAUUUGGAAAUUACUUUAAGGUUAAGAUAUUACUUAGUAUAUACUUGGAGCUUAUGCUGUACCUUAAUUAACUAUAAAACCUUAUCGUCAUAGUAAUUAUGCAUUAAAGGCUUUAUAAAAAUAUAAAACUGGUGUUUAUGUCAAUAAGGAUUUAGAAUUGUUCUACAAUAAAAGUACUCAAAGACCAAUAAAGAAAUUAAAAGCUAUUUGGAUUUUAACUAGAAUCAAUCCCUAUACUUCUAAUAUUGCUAAAUUUGAAUUUACAAAUACUUAAUUUCAUCUUAGAAAUACUAUUAAUGGAUUAGAUACUUUUGGGUCUUAUUUCAUUAUAAAGUCAGAUGAUAAUGAUGAUAUUCAUUAAAGAUAAUAUACUAUGGUUUUAAGUAUGACAAAUAAAAGAGUGAAAUAUAGAAAAGAUAUCCUUGAAUUAUUUAAAAAGAUACUCAAUUUAUAACCAAUUCACAAAGAUAUACCUAAAUUGGAAGAGUUUGAAGAUGAAUUACCUUUAAUAAUUAAGAAAUAUGAAACAAAAUAAGGUUUUUCUAAUUUCAUUCAUGAAGAUAAUAGAUAAGGAUAAUAUAUUAUUGAAGGUCCUUAUGGAAAUUCUAUUUAAAUUGAAAAUGAUUCACAUUUAAUAUUUAUUGCUGGAGGAACAGGAUUAUUUCCAUUUUUAGAUAUUUUAGAUUAUUAAUUGAGAGUGUCUUAUAGGUAGAUUGUUCAAAUGAAACUUGGUUUAGAGGCAUCUGAUUUAAUAGAUUUAAAUAUUAAUGAGAUUAAGAAAUUUACAAUAACAAUGUUUUUAGCAGUCAAUUCAAUUGAUGAUUUGGUAAAUAAAUAUAUAUAUAUAUAUAAUAUAGAUUGGAAGAGAUAUUUAUUUUGCUUUGCUUUCAUUACAGUAAUAUUUAGACACUCCUAAUUUUAAGUUAAUUAUUAAAGGCAAUUUUAAAUUAAAAGAAUGUCCAAUUAUUGGAACUAGAUUUACACAAUAGACAUUUAUUGAACACAUACCUGAUUAGCAUAAUUCAACAAAUUAUUUAAUUUGUGGUCCACCAUAAAUGAAUAUUGAAAUUGAAAGAAUAUUAAGAGAUAUGGGAAUAAUGAAAAUAAUGGUAUUAUGA
This is a messenger RNA of Paramecium pentaurelia, 2464 nucleotides long. The record is from the annotation of a GenBank genome assembly. Lineage: Eukaryota; Ciliophora; Oligohymenophorea; Peniculida; Parameciidae.